Molecule: messenger RNA, 1725 nt
Organism: Aspergillus nidulans FGSC A4
Lineage: Eukaryota; Fungi; Ascomycota; Eurotiomycetes; Eurotiales; Aspergillaceae
Exons: 1
Coding region: 1-1725 (574 amino acids)
Source: RefSeq, a predicted model, not a curated record
AUGACUUACGAUAAACAACACAAUGGCCAUCUUGCCAAACCUUUUACUCCGACCCUUAGUGCAGCGUUCAGCAGAGCGAAUAACAAGACCCCUUUAACCCCGAAACUCGCCAAUCCUUCCGCCGUCCGCGCUCCCAAACGAGUUGCUCCCUCGGACCACUCUGCAACAACUCCGGCGAGACACGGUCCUGAGCCCUCCUAUCUAAAUGCGAAUAUCACACCCCGAUCCGGCUCCAGAAAUAGCAGACGUGAUGGGAGCAUACUUUCUCCAGGCAGUACACCGGUGCACUCUCCACAGGCCUCCGUUCAGCCGUCUCCCGCAAAUGGGAACACAAGGGCAUACCGGACUGAGCGCAGUCCAGUUCGAAUGGGCGGGAAUCAUGAACCCCCAAGGACUGCAAGAGCAAAGACCUUGACCGCCGAUUUGUACUCCACUUCUCGCCCUCACUCCUACACGGAAUUUUCGCCUGCAUCUCCCAUGUUCUUCCACGCUAGUGAUGCACGUUCGGUUUCGAGCUCCUCCGAGGCAGAUACACGGUCAAAAGUUUCUGGGAAAGUGUCUUCGCCUGCUACUUUUGUAUAUGCGAAUGGUCAAGAAGAAAAUCAGCCUCCGGUUGAAGAGAGCUCCAGACGGCGGUCGUCAGGAUUGUCGCGACCUGCAGUCGUGGCAAGGCCGACAGCUUCUCCGCGGCUUAAGUCACCCCAACCCAGCGCAGAAUCUCCUCGAUUCUCCGAUGGUAUUUCCUCGCUUGGCGCACCGCAUCUUGAUGACUCGCCUGAGAUUCAUUCGCCAGUCCACAGUCCCACAUUCAGCACCGUUCGGACCGUGCCAAUAAUAAGCCAUACGAAAUCUUCAAGCCUUGACACGGCGCGCGGUACUCCUGUUCGUGAGACUUGCGGCGAGGCUCUACGACCCAGUCCCAUCAUUGUAUCUACGUCGGAUCCGCAGGUUGAAGUAAACUAUAAUUCCGAUUCCGUCCCUCUCAGGCCACGCAUUUUCAGCAAUAAAUCUACAAAUACAGUCGAUAGCCAUAACGACGGGUUGCAGAGCCCAGUCAAGUCAGAGCAUGGAGUGAGCAGCGGCCCAGUCCUCAGCGCGCGGGUAGAGCGUAAGAUUUUGGAUCUUGAAAUCAGCAACUCGUCUCUUCUUGCCAUCAACCGGACGCUUGAGCGCGAAAUGCGGAAACAGAAUGCAGAACUGCGAAGAUUCCGACGACUAAGUCGCUCGGGCCGUUUAUCCAUGGCUCCUUCUCGCUCGGUGUCGGAUACUCUAUCAAUCCCGAGCGAGAUUAACGAAGGCGGGACUGAUCUCUCAUCUGGUCAAUCACAAGACGAACUGUCUGAAUUAAGUGACGAAGAAUCCUUGCAAGAUGAAAGUGAACUAGGACCUGACUCAGUAGCCGACGACGACUCGAAGCACAGAAACAAGGAUGAGAAACGAUUUCUCAUUGACCUGGCCAAGCACCAAGAGCUUCUGGCAGACAGUCAGAAAAUGAAUCAAAGCCUCAAAAGAUGUCUCGGAUGGACAGAAGAACUCAUCAAAGAAGCACAGAAGGCACUCGAAUACAACGUGCUGGUUAAUGAUAUCCAACUGGGCGGGCGAGUCCUUAGUCCUGAUGAGUUGAACGAUGAUGGAGAAACUGGCCGCGGACUCCUAGCCACCGUCUCGUCCGAAUCCGAAAUUCCUAAUAUGGAUCCUCCCGGCGAGGACUCGCUAUCGACAUGA